Penicillium subrubescens is the source of this 993-nucleotide messenger RNA. Its product is annotated as putative mitochondrial dicarboxylate carrier protein. Gene Ontology annotation, molecular function: oxoglutarate:malate antiporter activity. NCBI's taxonomy places the organism in Eukaryota, Fungi, Ascomycota, Eurotiomycetes, Eurotiales, Aspergillaceae. The transcript has 2 exons. Gene Ontology annotation, biological process: transmembrane transport. The record is from RefSeq and is a predicted model, not a curated record. The coding region runs from base 1 to 993 and encodes 330 amino acids.
AUGGCAUCUAAUUCGAUCAAGGAGUCCGCCCAUAAUGCGGCCGUCUCCGCACAACAAGCCGUCGAGAACCCGGCGCAAACCUCCUCUACCAUCCUGCAACACCCCUACAUGCGCGCCGCUCUCCCCUUCGUCAACGGUGGUUUGGCCGGUAUGACUGCCACCAUUGUAAUUCAACCCGUCGACAUGGUCAAAGUCCGCCUGCAACUCGCCGGCGAAGGUGCCCGCACCGGUCCCAAACCCUCCGCCCUGGGAAUCACCAAGGAGAUUAUUGCUUCGGGCAAAGCCCUCGACCUCUACACCGGUCUCUCGGCUGGUCUCCUCCGCCAAGCAGUCUACACCACCGCCCGUCUGGGUUUCUUCGACACCUUCAUCAAAAAGUUGAAUGUGCGCGCCGAGGAGCAAAAGCGUAAAGUCACCUUUGCCGAACGUGCCGCCGCGGGUCUCUCGGCCGGUGGUAUCGCCGCGAUGAUCGGUAAUCCGGCCGAUUUGGCCCUCGUGCGCAUGCAAUCAGACGGCCUCAAGCCCCCCGAGGCUCGCGCAAACUACCGUUCCGUCUUCGAUGCGCUGGUUCGCAUCCCCAAGCAAGAAGGUCUGGCGGCGUUGUGGGCCGGUGCCUUGCCAACGGUUAUUCGGGCGAUGGCCCUGAACAUGGGACAAUUGACUUUCUUCGCGGAGAGCAAGGCCCAGCUGAAGCAGCACACUAGUCUGUCUGCGCAGAACCAGACGUUCGCGGCUUCUGCGAUUGCGGGUUUCUUUGCUAGUUUCCUCUCGUUGCCGUUUGACUUUGUCAAGACUCGGUUGCAGAAGCAGCAGAAGGAUCUGGCUACGGGGAAGGUGCCAUACAAGGGAGUUUUGGAUUGCGCUCGUAAGGUUGUGCAGGAAGAAGGGUGGUUGCGUUUCUAUCGUGGCUUUGGAACGUACUAUGUGCGGAUCGCUCCUCAUGCAAUGGUGACUCUCAUUGUGGCCGAUUAUCUCAACCUUAUCACGAAAUAG